AUGAAUUAAGAAAUGAAUUAAAUAAUACAAAAGGAAUUUAAUGAGUGCAAAGAGAUUGGUGAUGGUAUAUUAGAUUUAAAAAUUCUAAAUGAUUAUAGUUGGUAAGUUGUAAUAAAGGGUCCUAAACUAGGCCCAUAUGAAAAAGGAUAAUUCUUCAUUCAUGUGUUAUUUCCAAAAGAAUAUCCAAAAAUUCCUCCAAAAUUUCGUGUGUUGAAUAAAAUAUACCAUAUGAAUAUAAAUCAAUAAGGUUGUAUUGCUCUAAAUACUUUAAAAAAGGAAUGGUCAGAAAAUAUUGGUGUAAAAAAAAGUAAAUGAAUAUAUAAAAACCUUUGAGUGCUAUUAGAAAUUUUGAGUCUUUUUUAAAAGCCUAAUCCUUAAAAUCCGUUGAAUCUUAAAUUAGCCUAGUAAUAUUAGGAGAAUUGUUCAGAAUAUUAUGAAAAGGCUUAGUAAUGGACUUAAUAAUAUGCAACUUUUAUUGAUAUUAAAAUUGAAUGA
Paramecium pentaurelia is the source of this 495-nucleotide messenger RNA. Lineage: Eukaryota; Ciliophora; Oligohymenophorea; Peniculida; Parameciidae. The record is from the annotation of a GenBank genome assembly.